Trichoderma gamsii is the source of this 2304-nucleotide messenger RNA. RefSeq lists its product as hypothetical. Lineage: Eukaryota; Fungi; Ascomycota; Sordariomycetes; Hypocreales; Hypocreaceae. The record is from RefSeq and is a predicted model, not a curated record. Bases 1 to 2304 code for a protein of 767 amino acids. The transcript has 5 exons. Gene Ontology annotation, molecular function: ATP binding; DNA binding; ATP-dependent chromatin remodeler activity. Gene Ontology annotation, cellular component: nucleus.
AUGGCCAAUACCUCAGCGUCGGAAGUCGAGUCCGUCAUGUCAAACUCAAGGGCGCCCACCACCGCGCCGAGCUCGCCGCCUGCAGAUCCCUUCGAUGACCAGAACGAUGUUGGGCUCGUCGAUGAAGACAUCAUCAAAGAAGAGGCGAGAGCACGGUCUUCAAACAAUGCAAUGGAAGAGAAGCGCCGUGCUGCCCUAACCAAGCAGCGAAAGAAGAAGAAGGCCGAGACAAAGUCUGAACGAGAGGCCAAGGCACGAGAGCUUGACGAGUUAUUGCAAAAGAGCGCUGCCUUUAGCGACAUUCUCACCAACAAGACGCAAGUUUUGGGUCGGGUUGGAAGCAGCUUAGACGGGAAGAAGCUGGGUGAGCAUAACUUGCAGAUGGCCGCACAGCCCAAAUGCAUGGUCGGUGGUACAAUGAGAGAGUACCAGCUAGAGGGUCUCACAUGGAUGUAUGAGAUCUGUUCUCAAGGCAUGAGUGGAAUCUUGGCUGAUGAAAUGGGUCUGGGAAAAACUAUUCAGACAAUCGCCUUGAUUGCGCUUUUGCGCGAACAAGAAGACUACUUGGGCCCCCAUUUGAUCGUGGCGCCUCUGAGCACGCUGUCAAAUUGGAUCGACGAAUUCCACAAGUGGGUGCCCUCAAUACCAAUCAUCAUGUACCACGGGAACAAGGCCCAGCGAGAGGACAUCUUUCAGAAGAAGAUCAUGAGCCAUCUCAAGUCUGGCCGGCCUACUUCCAAAUUCCCCGUCGUAUGCACAUCAUACGAAAUGGUCAUAAACGACCAUCAUAACCUGUCACGGAUUAACUGGGAAUUUAUCAUCAUUGACGAAGGUCAUCGUAUGAAAAACUCAGACGCCAAAUUAUUUCAGCAUCUCCGUCAGUUCUCAUCAGCUACUCGUCUCCUAAUCACCGGCACACCUUUACAGAACAAUCUCAAGGAACUGUGGUCAUUGCUGCAUUUUUUGCUGCCAAACAUCUUCACAAACUGGGAAGCUUUCGAAUCAUGGUUCGACUUUUCGGAACUAGAAGAUGAACAAGGAACGCAGCAGUUCAUUGAGGAUCAAAUGAAGCAGGAUUUGGUCAAGAAAAUCCAUCUCAUUCUGCAGCCACUUCUAUUGCGACGAAUCAAGCAAGAUGUCGCCGCCUAUUUGCCCAAGAAAAGAGAAUAUGUCUUGUUUGCUCCCAUGACCAAAGAGCAGACAGAUUUGUACAAUGUGCUUUCCAACAAAAACAUUGAUACUAGGUCAUAUCUGGAGGAUAAAGCGGUAGAGAUGAUCAAGAGCAAGGCUACCUCUCAAGCAUCGACUCAAGCAUCGACUCGCGCCUCGUCAAGAACAAGAUCCACGAUCAAGAAGAGUGGUGGUAAUGAUAAGCAAAUUUCGCUGCCCGUUCGAGAGAGCCCUAGGAAGAAACUUCAAGAUCGGCCAGCGUCUCCCGCAUCCAAUGCUUUCAGUCUUAUGAUGGGCAAACGAGGGCCGGGACGGCCUCCUAAGAAUGCCAAACCCAGCCCCGUUUCAACUCCAUCAUCGAAGCGGAAGAGUCCCCCAACUUCCAUCAAAUCGGAAACUAAAAGUGCCAAGUCCAGUCGACAGUCGACGCCGCUAAGCGUACGGAGCCGUCGACAAACUAACCGAACAUACAAAGAAGCCGAUUCUGACGAAGAAAAGAUGUCGGACGAUGAAUUUGAAGCCAAGCUGGCCAAUGAGGUGGCCAAAGAGGAGGAAGACGACAACUCCACAGAGUCUUUGUCUCCUGAGGACGAGGAACUAGCUCAAAGCUUGGAAUUGGCCAAGAAGCAAAUCUCCCGGAAGAAAUUGGGAAAUCCUCUGGCCCAGAUGCGGCUUGUUUGCAAUAGUCCACACAAUUUCUACAAUCCAUGGGCUGUGGCCACAAACACUCCCGUUGAUGAGACAAUUGUCACAGCAUCAGGGAAAAUGCUUCUUCUCGACAGACUUCUUAACCAUCUCUUCGAGAAUGGUCACAAAGUGCUUAUUUUCUCGCAAUUUACGACGCAGCUUGACAUUUUGGAAGAUUAUUGUGCAGAGUUGCGAGGCUGGAAGCUCAACGAGAAAGAGGAAGAUUUGGAUCCUGAAACAUUGCGAGCUUUGCUAUUGAAGGAUGGCCAAGUCUACGAGGCGUCUGGCGGAGACGGAAUCCUAAGUGAUCAGGAUCUAAAGACAAUCUGUGACAGGAGCGACGAGGCCUUUGAGAAGGCAGCCAGAGGCGAUGGCGAUGCCAACGCUGAUGCGUUUAGAGUUGUGGAGACGGGUGCAGACUCUAUCAAGAUGACGAGAAAAAGCUGA